AUGACCAGAGGGCGUUGCUCGGCGUCGGCGGCUCGCCGAGCAGACUCCGCCCACUUUUGUGCUUUCGGAGCCGGCGGCUCCUCCUUUCUGAUCUCGACCAACCGUUUUCCUUUCGAUUUUACCGUAUAUUUUGGGAUUUUUGGGUAGUUUUUUGAGAUUUAGUCUGUUUUUUUUAUGUGCUAUUCGCUGUCUCAGUUGUAUUUUCGUCCAAAAAAGCUGAAAAAAUCGGUAAAUUGAAAAAGUUGAUUAUUUCAUUUAUAGGAACUAAGAUCAACUUGACAGAUUUUUUCUAUAAGAAACUUGAGAACUCGAAAAAAAAAGAGAGCUUCUUCUCUUGAGGUACUUUUUCGGUUCAGAAAUUUUUUUAAGAUCAAGAAGAAGAAGGAAAAAGUAUUUCUUGAAAUUUGCUAAAGGGCUUUGUUUCGGGGAACCAUUGAGAUUUUAACCGAAAGGCAAAAAAAUUAUUAAUCGUCGAUUAACCAGAUUUAUCGUCAUUUUUGUUAAUUCUCGUUCAAUUUUUCAAAAGAGCAAAAAGAAAUUUGAUAUGAAAGUCGACUUUUUAUUCUCGAAAAUAUGUUAAUUUACCGAUUUAAAUCGUUUUUUUUGUCUGUAGAAAUUUGGAAAGUCAUUCAACUAUUUUAUUGCCUGUUUUGAAACUUUUGUUUUUGGAAUAAAGUCGAUUUUUUUCGUCUUAAAAAACUUGAUAAAUCUUUAAAGGUCACGAGUUUUUGAUAUUUUCAGGUAGUAGGGCUAAGCUCCGAUUUUAAGCUUUCUAUGUAAUAUUUAUAAAAAUAAUAAUCGUUAUUAGAGUUCAAAAGCCUGGUCAGGUUCAAAAAUGAGUCUUUCAAUACUAUUUUAAGAUACUUUUAGUUUCCUACUCUACGUCUUCAUUCUUGGAAUGAGAGGAUCAAGCUCCAGUUUUGAUUAUCUCACAUUAUUUUCGAAGAAAAACUGUCUUUAGAGCUCAAAAAACUUGAUAAGUAAGCUUUUUGGCGCAAUUUUGACGUUUUAAAACAUUCAUUUCCCUUUUACUGUUCGAAAAGGGGGAAUAAGCUUGACGAAUGUUUGAAAACAAUAGGCAUCUUGAAAGCUCACCACGAAAUCGGCUCAAGAAAGUGUCAGUUUUCCGUUUUUCUGCAUGGUUUCGAUGCCGUCUGUGUGUGAAACUCAAAACUCGCAAAAAAGGUCGGUCAGUGGGGGGAGGGAAAACCGGGGACGGCCAUGAACUUGCUCUCCCCUCCUUUUGUCGUUGUUCACUUUUAUUUGCACAGGAUCCCAACCCUUAUGGGUUUUUGCUUCUCAAGGAAAUGCAUCUUGAGACGACGAAAAACGACGUUCUUUUUGUGGGCGAACAUGAUGAAAUUUUUAAGAAAAUGAGCCCGAUUUCGAAUUUUUCAAAAUUUUCAAAGUUUUCAUGUAAUCUAUGAAAGCUCACAAGCCAGAUUUGUAAUGUCAAGUGCAAUGUCGUCAUUCAAAAAAACUCUGUGGAUGGCUCGCUCUCUGAUUGGUUUAUCGCACUAUUAGGGGCGGAGCUUGAGCGACGACUUGACAUUCAAGAUCUGAACAGACUAUGGGAUUGAUUUUUUGAUCUUAAAAAAAUGUCCCUGAGAAGAUUUUUUGGGACAUACAGGGACUCUUCAAGGACUCGUUUUGCAUUUUUUCCAAAUUCCACUAAAGUUGCUUCUUAAAACCAUAGUGAAGAUUAGGUAUGAAAAAAUGACCUAUUAUAGGAGGGGAGGUUAAUGGAUUACACGUUUUUACUCCGAAUUUCCCCUAAAGUGGUCACUUAAAAUUAACCAGGGCUUCUAAGUUCAUGUUUGAAUGUAAGGCCCCGAAUUCGAUGUUUUCAAACAAACCAAUACAUUUUCCAGGGUUUUCCAAAAUUUUUUUCAUUGUUUUCUUCAAUUUUUUUCAUAGAGCAUACAGAUUGAAAUGUUUGACAUGUUUUUUUUUUGGGAAAUUGAGAAUCUAAUUUUUUCAGGAAAAAAGACACGAAAAGCCGAUCACGAAUGGUCAGGAGACGAUGAGAACGACGGGAAACUCGAUUUUUCUAUUCAUUUGUGCCGUCUUUCAAAUAGGUAUACCUUCGUUUGAUCCAUUUUUGCUGGUUUUUGGGAAACUAUUUUGAAGUCUUUAUACCGGGAAGAAAGGUAGAAAAUCAUACGUUGUGAAAUUUUUCAUAUGAUCUCAUUGUUGCUGAAAAACUACUAGAAAAGGUUUUUUCACCUGGAAAUGGAAAAAAAAGAGAAUUCAAUAGUUUCCAUGCCUCUUUUUGUCGAAGUGUCCAACAGUUUCCCUGUCUUUCUAUUGUCCACAAAUUUUGACCUGCCAACUUUCUCCAUUGUUCUUAUUUGCCUACUGAGGCUAUUGAAAUGGAACUUGUGGGGUCAAACUUACAGUUUUCUAGUAGGAUUCUUCAGUCUGCCAAAGUGCGAUUUCGGUAGAAAUUGAGAAAUGAGAAAGGGAUUUUAUAUAUUAAUUUACCUGUGAAAGUUAUAACUUUUAAGGUAAUUUUUUGAGAGAAGGUUUCUGUCGAAAACUUCAAAAUAAGAUUUUUUUUUUCGCGAAAAAUGGUUUAUUUUGUUAGGAUUUUCUCUUCAAGAGCUAUUUGAGCUAAAAUUCAUUUUUUUUUCUAUUCAUUGUAUGUUAUUUUUUUAGUUGUCCAUGGUAACUGAAAAAAAGGUGGAAAAAGUUGAAAUUUUAAUUUUACAGAAAAUUUUAGCUUAAUUUCUAUUCAUGAAUCAGGUUUUUGAAGCUCUUCACUUUUUUCCAAGAAUAUAUAUAAAAUUGCUUUGCAUAAUUUCGCCCCCCUCUGAAAAAUUGACUUAAAAGCAUUUUUGAGCGUUACAGACUUUUUUUCGGGAAAAAAAUCAUCAAAUUUUUCGGAUCUUUCUAAAAGUUAGUGUGAAAUUCAGUAACACUUCUUUCAAGAAAAACGAGCAAUCCCCGAUUUUUCUUUUUUUACUGUUUCCUUUUUCCCUUAUCACCUCCAAUCGCAGAGGGAAAGUUGAUAUAAGUAUUAGUCUAUUCCAAAAAUAUCCGAUCAAUUUCGAAAAAAUUAAGUUGAGAAGAAAAAAACUUGUGCGGUGGUCAGUUUUUGCUCAUUUCGUUGAAUUUUUUGACAGCCGAAGCGAACAAUUUUCGCAGUCCAAUUGUUUGGCGAUUUUUUUCCCGUCUUCCCACGCCGCUUGACUUGACACGUUUCCUUGCUUCCUUUUUCGAUUUUCGAUUUAGGAAGGUGAUUUUUAAGGGUAACUAUAAAGGUUUUUUUAUGUUUUCGAUACCGAUUGAAUAUCGAGAAAAUUUUGCCUUUUGUCAAAACAUGACUUUGGAAAUAUGAAAAAAGUCAGUAUUUUUUUGUUUCAGAACUGAACCUUGUCAACCAGUGCAAAGAAUAGUUCAGUGGAUUGAAAUUGAGAGUUUGAUCCUUUUUUUAACUUUAGAAAAAUUUGAAAACUUGAAAAUUCAGCAAAUUUUGACUUUCAGCCUGGGGGAUGCCAAUUUCAAUCAACUUUUUAGAAGUCAAAAACUUUGCUGAAAUUUCCGAUCAAACUAAUGAGCUGGCAAAUUUUUGACCUCUAAAAGUUUUAAACCCUGAAAAUCCGGUCGAUUUCCGCGAAAGAACUGCAGAAAAAAAGAUGGAGGAUAUCCAAUUACCUGAGCCUCUUCAAUAUUUGGUCUUUUUGCCCCGCGUUUUCCGAAGGAAGCUCGCCAAUGGAGAAGGAAAACAACUUUUUCAACCGUCCGAAAGAAGUCUGGCUUUGGCUGGAUUUGGCCAUGUUUUCGAAUCGAUUUCUGAGGGGAUUUUUUGGAAAAGUCGAGCUUUUGCACUAUUAAAAAAUGAAUUCUGAAGGGGUAAAGAAGGUUCAACUUUUCCAGAAUGUCUAAAAAAGUUUCUGGAAUUUCACUGGCUUUUCUCGAUUUUUGAGAUUCACAGGUAAAUCAAGAUUUUUUAAAGUCUUAGGAUAUAGAAAAUCCAAAUGAAGUUAGGUGAUUCUGGUUGAGAUUUCAACAGUUUUUAGUAGUUAUGGGGUUUUGAUAGAAUAGGAUUAGCUCUUGAAAGAUCUGAGCUUUUUUUUUCUGUCUAUUUGGAAGUUGAAUAAAGAAAAAAUGAGAUUUUCGUCCCUUUUUUCGAAUAAAAACAGGUUAACUCCAUACAGUUCUUCUGAAUUUUCGAAAGGAAUUUUCAAAAAUUGAAUCUACAAAAAUUUGAGACUUUUGAGGUCACGACCGAACAUUGCGAGUUUUCAAUUCCAAGGGUUUGAACUAUUAAAAAAAGUCAAUGGUCGAGAUUUCCUGUGAGAAUUUCUGAUGAAAAUUAGGCUCCUAACUAAAAAAAAGUCAUACGAAUAAGAUCCAGUUUUUUUUCUCUCUCUCUCCAAAAAGUUCUGCGUGAAAUCAACUCGCGUGAGCCGCGUCUCAUCAGCUUAUCAUCGGAAUUAAUCGCCUCGGGCGCGCGCGAAAAACCCACAAAAAACCGCCUCUUUUUUGACCAGAAACGUGAUGGUUUUCGGUUAGCCGUGGAGCAAAUCAGUCAUCAAACUUUUGAUUGGGGGAAAAUAAAAAUCAGGGCUACCUUAUCAAAACCAUUUUUGGGCAAAAGUUGCGCAUAGACCAGUUGAUUAGAGCAAAUAUUUGCGCCGCCGCCAGUGGCCACCGAAAAUGCCACCCUCACCAAGAGGGAGAGAGUUGAUAGUUGUCAAUUGGCCGCACUUUCGAGAGUCGGCUCUAAGGAGCGCCUUAUUUGGAUUGCAACAUUUGUUGCUGUUGUUGUGAGGGCUUAUGAGGCAUUUGGAAGGGAUUUGUUGGAAUGAUUGUCACUGGAGCGCAGAAAUCUUGAAAAAACGGCCUUUUAGUGAUAAUCAUUUAUCCAUUCACAAGGUGAAAAUAAUGAAUAAGAUGGGAACCGGUUUAAGGUCACCUUCAAGAGUUUUUGUGAUGUCUUAUGAGGGGAUUUGUUGGAAGGAUUGUCAUUAGAGCGCAAAAGAUCUAAAAAACGGCCUUUCUGCCUUUUUUCAAGCUUUAGUGAUAAUCAUUUAUUCAUACGCGAGGUGAAAAGAAUAAAUUAAGUUGAGAACUGGUUUAAUGUCACCUUCACGAGUUUUUUGAGGGCAUAUGAGGCAGUUGGAGGGGAUUUGUCAAUAGAGCGCAAAAAUCAUGAAAAAACGGCCUUUUUGCUUUUUUUUUUCUAUCUUUAAGUUUUAAAAAAAACACAUUUUCAGCCCUCAGUGACGUCAUUUUCACAUCGGAGCGUUGCGAUCGUGUCGUUUUCGGCCUGAAAAUCGUCUACGGCGAUCCAUCAAGGUGACUUUCCCUGUUUUUUUUUUUUAUUUCCACUCAAGACCGAUUUUUCUCAAGGUACAAGCAAUGCGGACCAUCCGGCCGUGUUUGGAUCGUCCCCUGUGCUCCUGGAAUGACCUUUGAUCCUGAGGAUCGGGUGAGAAAUGAGAUAGAAUGAGCAAUGAUGAGAAACAUUCUUUAGGUCUGCAAGGAUAGGACGGUCGAAGUGAGGACGGUCAAACCUAUGCGGAAAAUUGUCACGGUUGGUUUUAUCAAUAGAGCACACAAUACCUUGAAAAAAUAGCAGCUACAUUUUUCUUUCAUCCUAUUUUUUUUCCAGCCAAGAAUACUGACGACGACUGCGUCAACGACUUCUCGAGCCGAAGAAGAGUUCGUCUUUUCAACGGUUCGACCUAAACGGCCCAGACCUCGGACCAGGCCUGCCGCCAACGGGAAAGGCUCUCCAAGGCCUAGAGUCAAAAUAAGAAAAACCACCACGCCAAGACCCACCACAGUCGCCUACUCCGCCGAGAAGUUGACGUCUUCUGAAUCUUUUGCCAAUCCUCCGAGACCCACGUCGGCCGAACAAUUCAACUCGAGAAAGACGACGACCGAAGCGCCUUAUCGACCCGCCUUCACGCCGCCGAAUCGCUUCAGAAGCACCACCACGCCUAGAAGCGUCACUCAUGCUACCAAGUUUCGACCUUGGCCGGAAGCUCAGACCAAGCCGACCCCGGAGCCAGUUGGAUAUCCAGAAACGCUCCCUCCUUAUAGCGGUACUGUUCAUCAACCUCUUCAAGAAGAGACUGAUAGGGCUACCACAAUUCAGCCGGAGUACACGGUCAAGUACAACGGACGGAGCAUGACCGAACAGGAGUUCCUGUCCCAGUUGAUGAACAUUGUUCAGCACCAGAAGGCCGUCAAUGAGCGGGAACAGCGUGAGAAGUUCGAGGAGAUGCAGAAGGAGCGGCUCAAAGAGGAGGCCGAAGACCGAGUCAGAAAGGAGCAGGAGCAGUUGAGAAUUGAAGCUGAAGAACGACAUCGCAAGUUCGAAAUGAUCCGAGAGCAGGAGCGACAACGCGAGAUGGAAAGGAUCGAGCUGGAGAAGCAGAAGGAGUUAGCUAGAAUCAGAGCUGCCGAGAAGGUCGAAAUGGAAAGGAGAAAAGAGGAAGAGCGGCUGGAAUUAGAGAGAAGAAGAGAAGAGGCCGAGAGGGUUCAGAAGGCCGAGAUGGAGCGACAGAAGGAGCUGGAGGAGAAGAGACAGAGAAAGCUCCAGAAGGCUGAAGAAGAACGACAGAGACAGUAUCAACUCCAGAAAGAGAAGGAAGAACGGCAGAGACAGAUCCAACUUCAGAAAGCCGAAGAAGAGCGACAGCGUCAAUACCAACUUCAGAAGGCAGAGGAAGAACGACAGAGACAGUAUCAGCAUCAGAAAGAGGAAGAAGAACGGCAGCGGCUCCAGAAGGCCGAGGAGGAAGAGCGUCAGAAGCAGAUUCAACUCCAAAAGGCUGAAGAAGAACGACAGAGGCAAUAUCAGCUCCAAAAAGCGGAGGAAGAACGACAGCAUCAGCUGGAACUUCAGAAGGCCGAAGAAGAACGUCAAAGACAGUACCAACUUCAAAAAGCUGAAGAGGAGCGACAGCAGCAGGUCCAGCUUCAAAAAGCCGAAGAAGAACGUCAGUACCAACUCCACCAGCUCCAACUCCAGAAAGCUGAGCAAGACCGUUUGCUGGCUGAGCGAGCAGAGCAGCAGAGGAGAGAGAUGGAGAGGUUUACCGAAAUAUAAUCAUUAAAAAGAGUUAAGCAUGGUUUCAGACUGGAGAGAGAGCGUCAGGAGAUGCAGCAGAUGAUUGAGAGAGAAAGGCAGCAUGUCUUAGGAGGAGGAGGUUCAGAUUUUCAGAAAGGUGCCAAUGAAUCAAUGGACUUUCAGAAACCACGCGAGGGACGCCGAUUUAUCGCCCUGCACUGCCUGAAGGGGGAUACGGAGAAGUUCAGCAAAGGUUUUGGGAGAUUUCAGAUCUUUUUAAAAACUUUAUAAGCCCUUAGAAAUUCUUAGGUUUUCCUAGAUUAUCUGAGAGCUUCUUAAAGACACCAAACUUCCUAAAAGUUGAAAAUUUUGGGUCUCAAAAGGUUUCAGAGAGUCUCUUUUUCUUGAAAUCUUCGUUAUGGCUCUAAAUCCUCCUGGUUCAUCAUCAGAACUAUGGAGCUUGAAAAUUUCAUGCUCCUUUCAAUUCUGGAGGCUACAAGGCCAAAGACACCCAACUUUUCUCAUCUUACUAACCUCAGACCCGACGUCGAGUCGCAAAUGAUCCGCUUCACGACGGCCAAGCCUGAAUGGGUGACGUCAUCGAACUCAUGGAAGCCACCGAAUGGCUGGGAGAAUAAUGAGAUCGACUUGGAAGAUCAGAAUGUGGUAUGGUGCAAGUCUGUGCCGGUCUGAGCAAUGUUUCAGGUGGCUUCUGGCGGACCGGGCGAGCCGCGAGUCCUCCGAGGAUGUCUCAUCAAUGGAGAUUGCCCGUUGGCUUACGAUUUCGACACCUUGUGUCCUCAUCCGCAGUGAGUGUACUUGAGGGGUCACUUAUGUUUUAUUUAUCGGUUUUAUGUUUUUGGUCGUUUUUUGAAGAACUCGCUCCGCCGAGUAGAUUCUAUAGGCCAGAGAGGCGGUUUUUUAAGGACACGAUUUUUUAAAAUUUCUUCGUGAAUAUCCCUCAAAAUAUCCCUCGAGCAUUAUAGUUGCAAGGCCUCAGAAAAAAAUUUUUCUGAAAAAAUUACUUUUUUUGAUCAACUACAGCUUGAUACUCUACCCAUUGGGCUUCUUUUUCGAACUGGAUGAAGACCUCACCGUUUUAUUCAGUGACCAUUCUUGGUACCUUCAAUGCGCGCCAAUGCUUGGACGCCGUGGCCGCUGGACCGAACGGCAAUGUCCCGAUACCCUGAUCUUUGUCCCCGAAUUGGCGCGAUGCGAGAAGAGCGCGGUAAGAAGUGAUUUCAAAAUCGAAAAAUUCAGCUUAUUCUGAUUGGAAUGGUACAAAUACUGUUCGAAAUGGAUGAUUGUAACGGAAGUUAUGAUUUUUUGAAUAGAAGAAUCUUUUUAGCUUGGUUAUUUUGUUUCAAAUAAAUGAAACUUCAAAAAUAUUAGAAUAAAAGACUUUUAGGAUGCCUAAUUAAAAUCAUCAUGAUUCCUGUCAAAUAAUACUCGUUUUCAUUCAGAUGGGAAGGCCCCAAGAACCUUACAACCCAGAACAAAGGAUCGUGAUUCCAAGACUUCCGUCAGAAACUGGUUAUGUUCAAUGGCAAGGAAAUCGGUUGGUAUUCUCUUUUUUGUCUAGAUCGUUCAUCUCAUUAAAUUCCGUGUUUCAAGAGCUUUUGAACCAUACCAACAGUCUCAAACCAAAUUCCAGAGUCAUUGACACGGCUCCUCCCCAAACUCAUCAACCGCGGAUCUACCCGCCGGCGCCCGAACAGCCUGCGCCUCCGCCGGCCAUCUACAACACCAUCGAUCAGUUCCCGCACGAUCUGCUCCCGCAGAUUCAGAUGCCGUCACCUGGCAGCAACCUCGGCGUCGUCGACUUCUACGGAAGACCCGUCGACGUCCCGACGACGACGGCGUCGCCGAGGGACGGAUUCUACGUUCAGCCGCAGGCGCCGUAUAGUCAGGUGCGUGGAGGGAAUAACUGUAAGACUGAUUGUGGUGGCUCGGCUGUAGAGAUAGCUCGCACCGGCGUUUUUUCGAUCCACUUUUUCUCCGUAAAGUUUCGUGUAUUGUGUGCAUGCACUGCGCCGCUUAUGUGCAGAACAAAUUGCGUUUAUUCACACACCUCGGCUCAGCUUCUUCGUUGCGUUUUCCAAAAAUAAUAUAGACUUGAUAAAUAAUUGACGACUCGGCUGAGCGACGCGGCUGCACCUGACUUACUGUCAAAAAAAUAAUUCUGAAAAAAACUUCAAAUUUGGAAAUUUGCGUUCGAAUACCUAUGAUUAGUGUACUAAAAUAAUUUUUCUUUCGUCUAAUUUCAUUAAUUUUGCUUUUCUAGGAACUUCGGACGGGAAUUUUGAACUCGGUUCAUCGGCCAAGCAACUACGAAAAUGAGCUCAACUCGCCCGAUAACGUUGGUUUUUGUUUCUUUUUUUUCUGAGUUACUGUUUUUUUAAAAACAUAUUUUUCAGACAAUGCCGGCGGACAUGGACUUAUCGCGGAUCCAUCCGCUUUUCCCACGUGUUCAACCGAGAUUCCUCAAAAUGUUGCCGAGAAUCUCGUUGAAACUCAAUGACCCUCCUGCCAAUGUGAGAUCGAUCGGAACUAUCGUCAAACCGGUCAUCAAACAGGUCAAAUUAGCUUCCAAAAUGAAUAAUUCAGCGAACUUUUCUCAGAUCGCGAUGGAUCAAACGGAACAGUUCUUGGACCGAUUAUUGGCGGAUCACGGGGGCAGGAACUUGACGGAUUCUAUCGACCAGCUACGGAUAGAAGGCCAGAUGCCUGGAGAAGACGGCUAUUCAUUGAAAAAUUAA
Messenger RNA from Caenorhabditis auriculariae, 9786 nucleotides. Lineage: Eukaryota; Metazoa; Nematoda; Chromadorea; Rhabditida; Rhabditidae. The record is from the annotation of a GenBank genome assembly.